AUGAAAUAUCAACGCGUUUUGUACACAAACAAGUUUUCUUCCGAAUUAAAAUCGAUAUUACGCAUCGUAUCCUACGACAAACGACGAUCUUUGAAAGGAAAUGUUUAUUAUGUUGGCUUCGCAUCCGAUGCUGACAUGGCAUAUGCUGAUCGAAUUUGCAAACGACAUCAGAAUGUCACGAUCAAGCCUUUUGAAUCGCGUUCUCCUCGUGGAGUUGAAUAUCAACGUCGAACUGAACGAUGCAAGCAAGCAGAGACACAUUCUUCAGUACCAUCUGUCUUUUCUCCAUCAUCGUCAACGAAUGUUGCUUCUAUUUCUGCUUGCGUACAAAUUCUUGAUUCGACGAAAAAUACUAGUCUACGGACACCCGAUGUUCCAAUAUCGAAUGUGGUGAGUCAUUAUGAAAUAAACGAUGAUGAACUUUUUCUGUAUUUAAUCGCUGUGAAGAACAAAGAGCAACUUCUAAACGAUGUUCAAUCGUGUCUGAAUGCCGUCAAAAUAGCUCAGCGGGCAGCUGAUGAUAUUUCUCAACGUUUCAAAAAUGGCAAGAAUUGUGAUGUGAUUUUGAAUCAUUUAUUGCAAGUGCAUUCAACUGCAUUUUAUUUGAAAGCAACUACAUCUUUUCAGUUAAAAGAUCUUUUAUCAACUGGUAUGAAAUUGUCAUGGCCCGAUCUUGCCAGUAACAUCAAUGAAUUCAGAUUAGCUGUUGGUCAUGAACGAUCAUUUGUGACUGAAAUGGCAUCUGCCACUCGCAUCUUAUCGAAAAUGGAUAAUGAGACAUCAAUUACGAUGUCGUCAAAAUUAGCAUAUCAAUUGACAAAAUUAUCCCAUUAA
This is a messenger RNA of Adineta ricciae, 834 nucleotides long. Lineage: Eukaryota; Metazoa; Rotifera; Eurotatoria; Adinetida; Adinetidae. The record is from the annotation of a GenBank genome assembly.